Messenger RNA from Gasterosteus aculeatus aculeatus (three-spined stickleback), 744 nucleotides. The record is from RefSeq and is a predicted model, not a curated record. NCBI's taxonomy places the organism in Eukaryota, Metazoa, Chordata, Actinopteri, Perciformes, Gasterosteidae.
CUCUCACAUCACUCUCGCCUCUCUCUCUGACCCUGCUGCCCCCCCCUCGCAGAGAUGAAGACCCCCCAGCUGCUCCUCCUGUUGGCCGUGACUCUCUGCUGCUGCGUCGCCCGUCUGCACGCUUUCCCAACGCGGGGCUGUCGCUGCAUCCGGACGACCUCUGACCCCGUGCCCACUCGGGUCAUCCGGAGGAUCGAGGUGGUUCCUGUUUCAGGCCUCUGCCGUCGGACCGAGAUCAUAGUGACCCGGAGGAACGGCUCAAAGUUGUGUGUGAACCCGGAUGAGGCCUGGUUGCACGUCCUGCUCAGCAAACUGCAGCAUAACAGCUUGAUUUCCACCUGACGGCACCGGGGCCAGAACAUCACAGAGGACGUCUCACCUGGGCAGGACCCCUCACCUGGGCAGGACCCCUCACCUGGGCAGGUCCCCUCACCUGGGCAGGUCCCCUCACCUGGGCAGGUCCCACGUCGCUUUACACGGAAUGUGUGGAAGCAUUUUGGACAAAAGCGUUUUGAAUUGAACCCCCCCUUGAAUUAAAUAAUGAAUAAUGAAAAUAACAUUCAGUCAGGGUGAAAGUUUGCCGUGGUCAGUUUUUGUCAGAAACAUUUUGAUAAAACAUGUACACAUGUUGACUUCCUGUAAAUUUGUCUGAAUAAUAUGAAUCUGAUGUCUUUAAUAAACCUGUGACACAAAGCUUUGAACUGUGUUUUCAUAAAUAAAACAUCACAGACAAUCUUCCAAAAA